Molecule: messenger RNA, 127 nt
Organism: Cetraspora pellucida
Lineage: Eukaryota; Fungi; Glomeromycota; Glomeromycetes; Diversisporales; Gigasporaceae
Source: the annotation of a GenBank genome assembly
AAUAUUUUAUUAGAGUUAGAUAAAUCAAAAGAUAUAUUAGAAAAUGUUAAAAAUAUGCAAAUGCAAGCAUAUUCGGAAGUCAUUUAUAAAAGUAAAUUUAUUAAUUAUACUACAUCACAUCAUCAAG